AUCUGCGGCACAGACAGCCACCCAUGUGGGAGAAACGAUGGCUACUGAAGAUAUGUGGAGCGUUCUGGAGGAGUGUGUAACGAAAAUAAAUGACAACACAGCUCAUCCAGAGAACUUUCUGAGCCUUCAAGAUGGCGCAGCAGCAGACUUUACCAUGCUCACUAAGAUACUAUAUGACCUCCACAAAGCUGAAGAGCCCGCCGACUAUAAAGGCAGCCCGUUGGUUCAGCUGAUGGUGGAAAACUUUGAUGAAGAGCAGAUCUGGCAGGAGCUGGAGCUACAGAACAAUGCUGUAAUGAAACACUUUGAAACGGCAGCUAAUGAGGCUUUAUCAGAUGAGAAAUUGACACUGCUGGUUGAGGAGGAAGAUGAAGAGAAUAGUGUGGGGGCAGAAGGUGAGAAUGAUGAUGAUGAUGAUAUGGAUGAGGAGGAGGAGGAUGAUGGCGACGACGACGAACCACUUAAACAGUCCAAGAAAUCUGCUGAGGAUGAGGAUGGGGCACAUGGGUACACUGAUGAAGACUCAGAUUUAGAUUUUGACGUGGACGCUCUGGAGAAACGAGAGAAACAGAAGAAAGAGAUUGGAAGGAAAGGAUCCAAAACAAAGGUGGUUCCCUCUGAGGUCGACGAUACCUUCUUCAAACUGUCCGAGAUGGAGUCUUUUCUGGAUGAUAUGGACAAACGAGAGGGAAAGGAGGAUGAGGACAAAAACGAGCUAGACUACUUUCAGGACCUGCCCUCCGAUGAUGAUGACGAUCUCGACUUAAAUGAAAUACUUUCCACCCAAAAGAAAAAGAAAAUCAUUGUAAAGAGCUCAAGAAACCUCAAGUACAAGGACUUCUUUGAUGCUGUGGAUAGUGAACCAGCAGGAGCAGAUGACCACUCUGAUGGCGAGGAGGACAACAAGGAUCAAAGCCGGGAAGAAGGUGGAGAAGAAAUGUACGACGAGGCUGAUGAUCAUGACGGUGAAGAGGAGAGUGACGACGAGGAUGAAGUGACCAAAGCAUCUCAAAAGAAAGUAACCUUUAACCUCUCUGGGGACGAGGACAGUGAGGGAGAGGAUGUGGCGGACAUUUUUGGAGGAAAAACUCCAAGCUCAGCCAAAUCCGUGUCGAAAUCAUCAUUUGAAAAACGUCAAGAAAAGAUGUCAGAGAAAAUAGAAGAGUUGGAGAAAACGGCUCUAGCAGAUAAACCAUGGCAGUUGUCAGGAGAAGUUACUUCACUAACUCGUCCAGAGAACAGCAUGCUGGAGGAGGAUGUGGAGUUUGAGCAGAGUGGGAGGAUGCCCCCCAGUAUCACCGAGGAGACCACACUACAGCUUGAAGACAUCAUCAAACAGAGAAUUAAAGACCAGGCGUUUGAUGAUGUGGUCCGCAAGGAGAAACCCAAAGAGGAGGUGUUUGAGUACAAGAAGAGGCUGGCAUUGGACCAUGAAAAGAGCAAGCAGAGUCUAGCAGAGAUCUAUGAGCAAGAAUACCUCAAGCAGAAUCAGCAAAAGACCGAGGAGGAAGAAAACUCUGCUCAUGUAGAAAUUCAAAAGCUUAUGGACACACUCUUCCUAAAGUUGGAUGCUCUCUCCAACUUUCACUUCACACCUAAACCGCCCGUUCCCGAGGUCAAAGUGGUGUCUAAUCUGCCGUCUGUCACGAUGGAGGAGGUUGCUCCUGUCAGCGCUAGCGAUGCUUUGCUGCUCGCACCAGAAGAAAUCAAAGAGAAGAACAAAGCAGGAGAUAUUCUGGGUGUUACUGAGAAGACGUCAACAGACAAGAUGCGUGACAGACGCCACAAGAAGACGGUUAAGCGUAUAAAGAUCAAGGAGAAAGAAAAGCGGCAAAAACUUAAAGACGCCAGUGGAACCGGGGAGAACAGAAAGCUGUCAAAGGCUGAAGCAGCAGAGAACCUCAAGAAAAUCACAAAAGGAGGCAAAGCCAAGAUACUCAAGGACGAGGGGAAGGACAAGGCUCUGCGGUCCUCUCAAGCCUUCUUCUCUGAGCUGCAGGACCAAGUUAAAAGUCAGAUCAAAAGUGCAAAGGACCAGUCUUCAAAGAAGAAGAAACACAAAGAGGUUUCUGUAAGCAAACUCAAGUUAUAAGAACUGUGAUGGAUUGUUGUGGAAAAGCAAUGUUUUAUUGUACAGAUUCUUUUUUUUUAAUGAGAAACCUGUGAUAUAUUAAAUCUGAAAAUAUGUUAAAUGUUUCCAUUUUCAUUAAAAUAAAUGAAAAGCCCA
Messenger RNA from Pungitius pungitius (ninespine stickleback), 2227 nucleotides. RefSeq names its product M-phase phosphoprotein 10 (U3 small nucleolar ribonucleoprotein) (gene mphosph10). Gene Ontology annotation, biological process: rRNA processing. Lineage: Eukaryota; Metazoa; Chordata; Actinopteri; Perciformes; Gasterosteidae. The transcript is spliced from 11 exons. Gene Ontology annotation, cellular component: small-subunit processome; sno(s)RNA-containing ribonucleoprotein complex; nucleus. The coding region runs from base 38 to 2092 and encodes 684 amino acids. The record is from RefSeq and is a predicted model, not a curated record.